This is a messenger RNA of Stomoxys calcitrans (stable fly), 6301 nucleotides long. It is a transcript of the gene CycT, whose product is annotated as cyclin-T. Lineage: Eukaryota; Metazoa; Arthropoda; Insecta; Diptera; Muscidae. Gene Ontology annotation, biological process: regulation of transcription by RNA polymerase II; positive regulation of DNA-templated transcription, elongation. The transcript has 6 exons. Gene Ontology annotation, molecular function: cyclin-dependent protein serine/threonine kinase activator activity. The record is from RefSeq and is a predicted model, not a curated record. The coding region runs from base 863 to 4567 and encodes 1234 amino acids. Gene Ontology annotation, cellular component: nucleus; cyclin/CDK positive transcription elongation factor complex.
AAUCGACUUUUAGAUCCCUAGGUCUCUGGUAUUUAAUUUCUUUAAAAUUUCGGAAAAAUAUUGGAAUUUGUGCAUGUAAUGCACACAAAACCAUUAUAAAUGUGCAACAAAACGUUUGGAAACAAUUGCGCCAGUUUUUGAACCUCCGAUUGCAUAAUUUCGAGGAGUUUUCUGUGGCGAUAGUGAAAAGUUGAAAAGUGAUUUUCUACGAAGAAAGAAAUAUUCAUUUGACUUUUCUCGGCAAAGAGACGACGUACUGAAGUGAGCGUGUGUGCGUGUGUAUGUUUCGAAAUACUUUACUCGUGGUCGUGGCUUUUUCAUGAAAAAGGAAAAAAAUUGGUAAUUUCUUCUACGCAAAAACGCCAAUAAACACGAAAUUGUGUCGAAAAACUCCGUCAAAUUGGUUAGAAAGAAUUUGUCAUCUGGCUUGACAAAGAAAACAAAAACCUCAUUUCGACUGGCUUUGGACAUAAUAAAAGUGUAUUGAUUAAAGCAGCGAAGCGUCGACGCCAUAUCAAAGCAGUUCCCAGUUGUAGCAGCAGCAGCAGCGACCCUAGCAGAAAACAGCAACAACAAACGUCGUACUCAUUGUCAGCAGAGCAACAUUGACGCCGUCGUUGUCGUAAUAGAGACGACGACCGCCAGCAUACCUGUACUUUUUUUUUCUCUUCUCAAAUGUAUGCAUAGCAAAAAUUAUUACAAAAAAGCAACAAAAACAAACUGAGAUAAAAUUGGAAAGUGAUGCUUAGUGUUUAAAUGCUGAUUUUGAUUUGGCCCGUGUUUUGUUUGUAGUUUUCCUUCAACACUACUCUUCGCUCUUCACGCCCACACCCCUCCGUCGACAGCUUGGUUGUGAUAAAUCAUGAGUGGAAUUCCAAGUCCGUCACCAGUGCGAGGCAAUCAUGGCGACCGAGACAAAGAUUCCAUGUGGUAUUUCACGUCCGAAGAAUUGUCCAAUUCGCCCAGUAGGCGAAAUGGCAUUACUCCCGACAUAGAAUUGUCGUAUCGUCAGAUGACGGCAUAUCUUAUACAGGAAAUGGGCCAAAGGCUGCAAGUCUCACAACUUUGCAUCAACACUGCCAUUGUUUACAUGCAUCGAUUCUAUGCGUUUCAUUCAUUCACACACUUUCACCGUAACGGCAUAGCUGCCGCAAGUCUGUUCCUGGCUGCAAAAGUUGAGGAGCAACCACGAAAGUUGGAACAUGUCAUAAAAGCGGCCAACAAGUGCCUAAACCAGCCGAAUACCUCAACAACGGACUCCUAUUACAUCGAGCAGGCUCAGGAUUUGGUUUUCAACGAAAAUGUUUUACUCCAAACCUUGGGUUUCGAUGUUGCCAUUGACCAUCCCCACACACAUGUUGUGAAAACAUGUCAUCUUGUUAAGGCAUGCAAGGACUUGGCCCAAACCUCCUAUUUUUUGGCAUCGAACAGUUUACAUUUGACUUCUAUGUGCCUGCAAUAUAAACCCACAGUUGUCGCCUGCUUUUGCAUUUACUUAGCUUGCAAGUGGUCACGUUGGGAGAUUCCCCAGUCGACUGAGGGCAAACAUUGGUUCCAUUAUGUUGAUGAGACAGUGACGAUGGAUUUGUUGAAAAAGCUUACAGAUGAAUUUAUAGCCAUCUACGAGAAGAGUCCUGCUCGGCUCAAGGCUAAGCUUAAUUCUAUUAAAGCUUUGGCGCAAGGUGCCAGCAAUCGUCAAGGUCAAGUCAAGGAAAAGAAGGCAGACCAAGACUGGAAAAUGGCUGAUAUGAUGAAAAUGUACCAGCCAGCCGAUUCUGCUCCAGUUAGUGGCGGCGGUGGUAGUAGUUCGCAGUCUUCCUCUUCCCAGUACGGGGGUCAGGGGUCAUCUGCAAACGACCAACAGCAGCAAAGCAUACAGCCAAUGCUACCUCCACCAACGCAUCAGCCGCCACAGCAAAUGCGUAAAUCUGAUAUGCACUCAUCGUCAAAUCAGCACCGUUCUCAUCAUAGUUCAUCAUCGUCCUCGUCAUCGUCUUCACACCAUCCCCCCAAAAUCGGAUAUUCUUCAGGCGAUGUCCCUGACCACAAGCUUGGAGCGAACCACAAACAACAACAACAGCAGCCUCCCUAUGGUACGAAUCUUGUAAAUCGACAAAGAGAACACGCGUCAUCAUCCAACCACAGCCAGUCGAUGAUGGCACCUUCGUCGAAAUCCUCAAGUUCAAGUUCAUCCAGAGCAUCAUUGAGCAACAAUAUGGCUGGACAGCAAUUAUCUCGGCCUUCUUCGCAAGGCCACUCUAUGGAGGUGAACUAUCAUAAGUCGAGGGAUCGCAAUAUUCAAGUACCACCUGGUUCGCAUAGUUUGCCUCCACACGGAAUGUCUCACAAAAUGGCUCAGAAGCAGCAAGAUUCUGGUCGCUCUUUAGCAAAGGAGCAUUCUGGGCGCCUCGCGUCCGAACAGCAACAGCAAACUAAACAGAGUAGUAGCGUUGGCAAUAAACCAUUUUCUUCCUCGUCUUCGUCAUCUUCAGCACAAUAUGGUGGCAAUAAUCAACAAAUGCCUCCGAGUGGUGGACCCAAUCAAGCCACAAACAAGAUGGAUGCGUUGCAUGACAUGUCACGCAAUAUGUUGCACCCAUCUAGGGGCUACAAUCAGCAGCCACAGCCACCUACAAACGGUCCGCCAAAUAAUUUACUCAAUUUCCAUCAGCCACAGCAGGGAUCACGUCAUAGUAGCAGUAGUAGCAACAACAAUAACGUUAGUAAUAGUAGCAGUCUUAAGCAUGAACAAUCUAAGCAACAACAAAUUUCCGUCCAUAUGCAACAACCCACACAAACUUCAACACACAACCACAAACAAAUGAUGCCACCAGAAGCUGGCUAUCCUGGUUUGACAGCAGCCCAGCACGACUUGCAGCAGCAGCAGCAGCAACAACAACAGCAACAGCAAUCACAUGCAGCAUCCUUGUUGGGCAACAACUAUUGUAAAAUUGAACCUACACAGCAUUCCGAUGAUCAUUCUAUGUCACAUUUCACAGCCCAUAAUCAAAAUGCAGUUACUAAAACGGUUAGUUCGUUGUUCAGCCCUGAUUGGAAUGAAAAAAUCAUGGGGCAUCAUGAGCCGCAACAGCAACAACAACAACAACAGCAGCCACCGCAGUCUAAGCAGCAUCAAAUGCCAACAAAUCUAAACUACAAUAACAACGGCGGCAUGCCGCACAACCUUAACACUGCUGAAACCUAUACAGGCUUUAAACUAGCAGCCAUCAAAGAGAGUCCACCCAAAAUCAAGACCGAAAGGGAUACACCUUCCAAGAAAGACAAAAGUCGCUCCAGUUCGCAACAAGAUUCUUCCCUUAGCUCUGGACGCAAUUCUUCGACAUCGUCUUCGUCGGUUGCCAAUCAGCCAAUGCUUAAGACUUCGCUGUCAAAUAAACUUGAUGGCCAAAUGACUGGCCUCAAUGAACUUGCUGGUUCAAGUAAUGUUGUAGGUAGUGUUGGAAGCGGUGGCGGUAUGAAGAGGCCCAACGAUCAGCUGAUUAUAAAGCCAGAUGAUGAUAUUCUUUUGCGUGAUAGUAAAAUUCGAAAAUUAGACAGUGUAGGCGACACAGGUAAACACAAUCAAGUGGUCAAUGGCUUCGAAACCAACCCGGAUUUGGUUCGAAACCUUCUAAAGGAAAGUCUUUGUCCACCGAGUGCUUUGCUUAAAACUGAAAACUCUAUUAUAACACCAAGCUUGCAACCGCCGGCCGAACUAUUUGAACCAUCUGCCACUACCUCAACUCAAAAUCCUGCAAACAAUGCCUCCGCCAUUUCAGUAACUGCAGCAAAUGCUCUCUCUGGUAACUCCGAAGUGAGUGCAAUGGAAACAGAAGAGCAGAGCACAUCUGCAGGUGGAAGUAAGUCCGAGAAGAAGAAGAAGAAAGACAAACACAAGCAUAAAGAGAAGGAUAAAGACAAGUCCAAAGAUCGAGAAGAACGAAAGAAACACAAAAAGGAUAAAGAUCGCCAUAAGGAUAAGGAGCGAGAGCGUGAGCGUGAGUCUGAAAAUGCAGAACACGUCAAAAUCAAGAUUUCAAAGGAAAAACUUGAGUCGGCUGGCGAGCCCAUAGGUUUUAAAAUAAAGAUACCUAAAGAUCGUAUUAUGGGCGAUCUUAGUUCACAGUCGGCCCCAAGCCAUUCAUCAAUAGACACAGCAGCGACACAUGCACCUCCUGUUUUGAAAAUAAAAAUAUCGAAAGAUAAGCUGGAAAGCUAUAGCAGCGGGUCGGCAUCCGAUGCCCUGGGCAAUUUGACCACUCAACCAUUGUAUAGCCAUGGCAAUAGCCAAUCUUCGUCCUCAUAUGCUCCGUACGCAUCGACGCACUCCAGUUCGGCGACAACGCACUCCAGCAGCAAGAAGAAAGAUCGCGAAAAGGACCGUGAACGUGACAAAGAUAAGAAACGGCAGCAUGACUCGUCCUCAAAGUCGAAUGGUGGCGGCAGCAGUAGCUUAAGCAUGAGCACGGCAUUGGGGGCUGCAACAAAUGGCUCCAUUGCCGGUGGUUCGCAUAGCACAGCUGGUGGAACAACAACACAGAAGAGUCAAUACUCCAGCAAGUUUUGAAAGGAUCUUAAACUUUAGACUACUUUCGAAACACUAAAGCACCGAUGAACCAAAUAAAGCCAGAGACAAGUGCAUAAGCGACCGUUUAUAUAUCAAAUAUAUAUAUAUAUAAGCAACAGAAAAGUGUCGAUGAGACAAACACACAUACAUGCAUACAUUUAGUGAUAAACACUAAACAAAUACAAAAACAUAUUUUAAACAACAAGUAAAUAAAUUUAUACAUACAAUCCUAUUAAAUUGUUAAACACAGAAAAAAAAACAAAUGCUAUAAAAUACAUAUACACACUCUCACACACACACACAUGCAUAGAAUAUUAAGAAAAUGGUGAAAAUUCUAAAGAAAUCUGAAAACUACAAACAUGUUGAUGAAUGUACUCUACGUAUUUGUUGAAAAAGGAAAAGUUAAUGUUAUUCAAGAGAAAAUGUUUUUUAUCCACUACACACGAAUUAAUUAAUAGGACUACAACAAAAACAAAACAAAAAAAAACAUGCAUACAAACACAUAUUCAAAAACAAAACAAAAAUAAUGAUAAAUAAUACAUUUCUCCAAUGUCAUUGCGAUAACUAUUUACUUGGAACAUAGCAAACAUACACAGCAAGUCCAUUCUCGAAACAAAGUUGAAUUAUUAAACAAUAAAGUGAAAAUAAAGAAAUGUUAAUUUCAUAUAAUCUAUGCCAGUACUUGAAAUAUAUCAACCGCCUGCCGAAGCGUAUGCCUAUGGCAGGGCCCAUUCUAGAGUUGUAAAAAUCCAAAAACCUAAAGGGAAAACAAAAAUGUCCUUAGUAAUACAAAAAGAAUGCUUCAGCUCUUUAAAAUCUUAAAAAAAAAAAACAACAACAAACAUAUUUUCAAAAUAGAAAAGUAAAAACAACGUAGAAGGUCUUACCUUCAUCUAAAAAGAAAUAUUCAAGAGGAACAAACAUUGAAAUAAUGUUGAAAUGAAAAAUUUUAUAAACGCAAAAAUAGAAGUAUGUAAUGCAUUAAAUCCUCCUAUCCUAUAUACCUAAGUUAAAAUUAAUUUAAGCAAAUCUUUUGAAUUACAACAAAUUAUACUUGAAACCAUACCAAACGAAAACCCAUAAACAUUUUUAUAUACAUAUGUGGGUAGAAUAUGGAUUGUCGCCCCGCCUUUAGUUGCGUUGCCAACGGGUAAAUUUGUUAUGGCUACAUCUGUCUUUACUUACUUGCAAGAUAUAUUCAUUACAGGUAGUGAGUGGCAGUUGCCCAACAACAAAAUAUUGAGUGCACUGUCUGUCAAAAUCAGUGAUUAGUGCAACUCCGAUUUGUGUAUGUUACUAGUUCGCAUCAUUUUUCGUUGGCUGUGUGUGUUUCGUGGUUCUUAACUAUGAUAUACACACACACACAACCAAAAUUCAUUGACAGAUAGUGCACUUCGCGAGUAACAAUUGUACUCAGCAGUGUACGGUAGACUACCUGCCAAUAAUGUCAUGCUUAGUUGAUAGCUAAACGUUCAAAACCACUUAUAUUGAAUGAAACUCACAAAAAUGUCCAACGAUAUAUUCUCAUUUCGUGAUUUUAUCUUUGAAUAUAUUUGUCAUUUUACAACAUUUUUUAUGACAUCUUUACUAGGAUAUGUCAUAAAAUGCAUUGAAUAAAACCAUCCACUAUUUUAUUUACAGUUAAAAGCUUUAAGAAAACUAUGCUGGAAAAAAAUUCAGAGCCGUUUUAAUUAUUCAAUCAAGCCCAAAGCCCAUUCUUCCAAUACACAAAAA